AUGAUGCAAUUUAUGCUGUUAUUCAGUAGACAAGGGAAGCUUCGACUUCAGAAAUGGUACACGGCAUAUCAAGAUAAGAUGAAGAAGAAAAUUUGUCGUGAGCUGAUUACUCAAAUUCUUUCGAGAAAACCCAAAAUGUGUGCUUUCCUCGAGUAUAAGGAUCUCAAAAUAGUAUAUAAGAGGUACGCAUCGCUCUACUUUUGCUGUGCUAUUGAGCAAACUGAUAAUGAACUGAUAUGUUUGGAAAUUAUUCAUAGAUACGUGGAGUUACUGGAUAAAUACUUUGGAAGCGUUUGCGAGCUUGACAUCAUUUUCAAUUUUGAAAAGGCCUACUUUAUACUCGACGAAUUCUUGCUUGCUGGUGAGAUUCAGGAGACAAGUAAAAAGCAAGUUCUAAAAGCGAUCGCUGCUCAAGAUCUCAUUCAAGAGGAAGAAACGCCUCAAGGCCUGUUCGAAGACCACGGACUCGGAUAA
Haemonchus placei is the source of this 474-nucleotide messenger RNA. Lineage: Eukaryota; Metazoa; Nematoda; Chromadorea; Rhabditida; Trichostrongylidae. The record is from the annotation of a GenBank genome assembly.